AUGGGGACUCUGUUUAUGGAACAGUUUUUGCAUGAUCUAAAUUGUGGGAAGUAUGUUGAAGCCUUUAAAGAAUGUGAAAUCCUGAAUCGUGAUGAUAUUGAACACCUUGAUAGAGAAAUUUUAGAAGAAUUAGGUGUCUCUAAACUGGGUGAUCGUAUACGUAUUUUAAAUAAAGCCAAACUUUUAAGAGAAAGGCGAUGUGAGAAACUGACAGAUCAAUUAAAUGGCAUUAUUGAAAAAAUUAACUCUUUAUCAACAACUAAUAUGAAUGUCACCGACGAUUUAAUUGCAAUGGACAAACACUCAUCCAUAUUUAUACUUAAUGAUGGGUCUGCAAAGAAAGUUAAUGUAAAUGGGUGUUUCAAUGCAGAAUUGAUUAAAAAAAGAUUAAUAAAAAGAUUACCUUCAGAGUUGAUAGCAUUGGAUCAAAGUGGCGAAGAAACAAAAUCUGCAGAGGAUUAUGAUGUUUUUGUUGUUAAUUAUGAGAAGAACAUUUUGCAUUUACUUUACGAUGUGGAAUUGGUUACCAUCUGUCAUUCAUCUGAUAGAAUUGAAAAAAAUCGAUUGAUAUUUAUUUCAAAGGAUCAAACACCUAGUGACAAAGCUUUAGCAACUUCUAAGAAGUUAUAUUUGAGGACUUUGAACUUCACAAAUAAAAAGCAUGUGUUACAACCUGAAAAUUUACUAGGAUCAAACAAUUUAAUCUUCUCUGGAUAUGCGCAAAAUGAGAACAUCGGUGUCGGUCAACCGUUGAAGAUGGAUAAUACAAAAGGUCAAUUACGUAGGAUUUUUAACCAAAGACCACCUAGUGAAUUGAUAUCCACAAAUUUGACAGGUUACUUCCCAAAAGCAGAUAUGAAACAUUUACAAAAGACUUUAAAGGAUUCUUUCCGUCAAUCUGUGAGAUUAACAAAUGGACGUAGGAGAACAAUAGAUUCUGAGUCGAACAAAGUUGGUGAUAUUAUCUUGAAACAUAAUACAGCUGUUGACAAUGCAUUACUUGGAAGUUUGCCCCAAAAUGAUCCUCAUUCAACGGUGAACAACAAAAUAAGCACUACACCAGGAAACCCAGGGCAUACACAAGCAACAGCAGAUCCAAAUCAUAUCAAACUUGUUCCAGAAAUACCUGAUGACAUAUAUGACAGUGAAAAUGAUAUCUUCUCCUUACCAACUACUGUUUCAACUCCUAAAGCAUGGUUGAAAGGUGCGUGUAUUGGUAGUGGUAGUUUCGGUAGCGUGUACCUAGGUAUGAAUGCAACUACUGGCGAACUGAUGGCAGUAAAACAAGUCGAGAUACCAGCUGAUAUCUUGGGUACUGAAAUGAAUAUAAAUGAUAAGAAAAAGAAGUCUUCAGUUUACAAAAAAAUGGUUGAUGCUCUACAACACGAAAUGAACUUGUUAAAAGAGUUACAUCAUGAAAACAUUGUUACCUAUUAUGGUUCAUCCCAGGAAGGUCAAAAUUUCAAUAUCUUCUUAGAAUAUGUCCCAGGUGGUUCAGUGUCUUCGAUGCUGAAAAAUUACGGUCCAUUUGAAGAGUCAUUAAUUAUAAAUUUUACCAGACAAAUUUUGAUAGGUGUUGCCUAUUUGCAUAGGAAAAAUAUUAUUCACAGAGAUAUCAAGGGUGCCAAUAUUUUAAUUGAUAUAAAAGGCUGUGUCAAAAUUACUGAUUUUGGUAUUUCGAAGAAAUUAUCUCCAUUAAAUAAAAUCAAUGCUGAAAAUAAUGAAGAAUCUCCUGAGAAGAAUGAAAAGGUUCGUCCACAAGAAAAUGAGAAGAUUAAUAAAAGAGUUUCGUUACAAGGUUCGGUAUAUUGGAUGGCCCCUGAAGUGGUAAGACAAACUGCCGCCACGGAAAAGAUUGAUAUUUGGUCUACCGGUUGUGUUAUUAUCGAAAUGUACACAGGUAGACACCCAUUCCCAGAAUUAUCACAGAUGCAAACUAUUUUCAAAAUUGGAACUAAUACAGCACCAGAACUUCCAUCCUGGGCCUCUCCAAACAGUGUCGAUUUUUUGAAGAAAACAUUUGAAAUCAAUUAUGAGAAGAGACCAAGUGCCGUUGAGUUAUUAUUGCACCCAUGGCUUGAUGCGAGAAUCAAAUAA
Messenger RNA from Tetrapisispora phaffii CBS 4417, 2097 nucleotides. RefSeq names its product mitogen-activated protein kinase kinase kinase STE11 (gene STE11). Bases 1 to 2097 code for a protein of 698 amino acids. The transcript has a single exon. Gene Ontology annotation, molecular function: protein binding; ATP binding; protein kinase activity. Gene Ontology annotation, biological process: protein phosphorylation. The record is from RefSeq and is a predicted model, not a curated record. NCBI's taxonomy places the organism in Eukaryota, Fungi, Ascomycota, Saccharomycetes, Saccharomycetales, Saccharomycetaceae.